Molecule: messenger RNA, 1830 nt
Organism: Triplophysa dalaica
Lineage: Eukaryota; Metazoa; Chordata; Actinopteri; Cypriniformes; Nemacheilidae
Gene: eva1c
Product: eva-1 homolog C (C. elegans)
Exons: 8
Coding region: 469-1818 (449 amino acids)
Cellular component (GO): extracellular region
Molecular function (GO): heparin binding; carbohydrate binding
Source: RefSeq, a predicted model, not a curated record
AUAAAUAAAUAAAUAAUCAAAUAUUAUUAAUUAUGUAAAAACCGUGUGAUCAGAUUGGUUACAGUACUACGCCAGUUGAGGCAUUCCCCGCCACGCCCCGUUCAUAAGAGUUAUUCCCAGACAUCCUCCGCAAAAAAAAACCUUUUGAAAUUCUGAGUGACAAAGAAAGCUCAUUUCAUGAUCUGUACUCUCACCACGGACCAUAAAACCAUCAGCGAGGUAAUACACGAUGGGGUUGUCGCUCGUCUCGGGUCCCUCUGACUUGUUGCGCACUUAUUAUUUAGCUACACAGUAACCGCGCCGCUUUGAAAUGUUUCCCAUUCGUCUCGUGUCUACUGACUACUUUUCAAUCGAGGGCAAAAUAAAGACCUCUUCGAUUUCUACCUCAAAGGACUCGAAUGGUAUAUACGCGGAUAAGAAUACUUUAGCGCUGGCAGGUGAGGGAGAAACGGGGAUUCCUGACUCCUUAUGCGCGCGCUUGAACGCACGCGACGUUUGAAGCAGACGGAUUUGAAGAUGAUUUCAGCGCAGCUCGCGAGCACAUCUGGAUUUUGUCUUCAGAUACUUUACAGUCUUCUCCUACUGUGGACCAAAGAAAUGAAUGGACUUUCGGACUUCUCAAAUUAUCUGUUUAGGAUCAUUAACAGUCAUUCAGCACAAGCCUGUGAUGGAGAUGUCCUGGUCCUCAGGUGCCCACGACACUCAAGCAUAACUGUUCAGUCUGCGUUUUAUGGGCAGAGUGAAGAUGUGAAUGUGCCCGGAAUGAGAUGCCAAUGGCGUAAUCACAGCUGUUCCGCCACCACAGCACUGCAGAAAGUGCUGUAUGAAUGCCAGGGUCAUAGAGACUGCCAGCUGCUGGUUAAUCAUCACGUCUUUGGCCGAGAUCCUUGCCCUGGAACCCCUAAAUACCUCCGUGUGUCAUACAGGUGUAAGCCUACGGAACACAAAAAGAGAGUAACAUGUGAGGGAGAUCGACUUUUGCUCCACUGCAAGUAUCCAAAAGUGCUCAAUAUCUACUCGGCCGUGUAUGGGCGAACAAUGGAAGAGGAAGACCAUUGCCCAUCAGAGAUACGAGAACCCCCACCCUUUGACUGCCUUUUUCAUGGAGCUGUGGGUGUGGUGACAAACAUCUGUUAUGGUAAACAAAGGUGCUUGUUUACCAUAGAUGAGGAGCAUUUCAAUGACCCCUGCCCUCCUGGAACAAAAAAGUAUCUCACUGUUCUCUAUGCAUGUGUACCACAAAGUUUACUCAAGGAGGCUGAUCCCAACCAUUUCCAAACUACCUCAGUUCCUAGCCAGAGCACCAAAGAAGUAGAACGUCCAGUCGUCAAAAGUGCAAAGUUUCCUGAAAACAGGAUCAUUGUCAGCAAUUCUUUAAUGGCAUAUGGCUUCAUUACAGAGCAUCCCGAGAUGGCAGGCCUGCUCUUCACUUCAAGUGUUUGUGUGGGACUUCUGGUCAUCCUGGUAGCUGUUUCCACUCAGAUAACCUGCAGCAGACACCUUAAUAAGCCUGGAACACUCAAUAAGAGUAGAACCACUGAACUAGAAGAAGUGGAGCCAAUGAGUCAGGAUAUUGAUGAGGAGGAUGAAGAAGAUAACGGGUCAGAGUCAUUGAUGGAAAGCUCUAACCUUUCAGAAAUAGGCAGAAAGUUGUAUUGUUGGGAGGAUGUGACUUACACCACAGAGGCAGCGGAGCUGAUGGAGAGGAUCGAACGACGGGAACUCGUGAUUCAGGAGAUCAGGAUGAACGCGUACCUCAAUGGAAACACAUGCAUCUUGCAUUCAUACUUGCCAACUGUUAAGCAAAAUGUGCAGUAGCUUUGGUUUAAU